This is a messenger RNA of Brienomyrus brachyistius, 1295 nucleotides long. RefSeq names its product GATA zinc finger domain containing 1 (gene gatad1). NCBI's taxonomy places the organism in Eukaryota, Metazoa, Chordata, Actinopteri, Osteoglossiformes, Mormyridae. Gene Ontology annotation, cellular component: nucleus. Gene Ontology annotation, molecular function: sequence-specific DNA binding; zinc ion binding. The transcript is spliced from 5 exons. Gene Ontology annotation, biological process: regulation of DNA-templated transcription; chromatin organization. The record is from RefSeq and is a predicted model, not a curated record. The coding region runs from base 260 to 997 and encodes 245 amino acids.
GUGAACAUCCGUCUUCCCUCCACCAGAGGGCGUCAUGUUCUUCCGCCGCCUCUUUUGUGUUUGUUUACGAGCCGUCAGCCAUGUUAGUUUGUGCCGCUUGUGACAGUAUUCGAAUACCUCCAUAGAAAACGGAAAUAGUCAGUUUAUGUUGUCUGGGGGAUUUACCUGCUCGGUUCGUAAACUGGAGUAAGUCUGAAUAAAGCAGGCGCAUGCACGGUGCUCGUUAGCAACCGACAGGCCCGUCUCCGCAGCGUGAAACAUGCCGCUGGGUCUGAAGCCGUGCUGCGCUGUUUGCAAGACCAACUCGUCCUCCAUGUGGAAGAAGGGAAAUCAGGGAGAGAUCCUGUGCAACAACUGCACCGGCAAGAGCGCCAGCGCGGGGGCCGCGGGGGUAUCGGCCGCUUCCAGCACCCAGCAGAACAACGGCGGCGGAAAACAGUCUAAGCAGGAGAUCCACCGGAGGUCGGCGCGCCUGAGAAGCACCAAGUACAAGGCUCCGGCCUCGGAGAAAAAGGUGUCCACCAAGGGCAAGGGCCGGCGGCACAUCUUCAAGCUGAAAAACCCCAUCAAAGCCCCAGAGUCCGUGUCGACCAUCAUCACCUCCGAGUCGCUGUUUUACAAGGGUGUGUAUUACCAAAUCGGAGACGUGAUCAGAGUGAUAGACGAGGAGGACGGGAAGCCGUACUACGCCCAGAUCCGGGGCUUCGUGCAGGACCAGUACUGCGAGAAAAGCGCAGCCCUGACGUGGCUCCUGCCGACCCAGGCCAGUCCCAAGGACCAGUUUGAUCCGGGUACUUACAUCGUAGGGCCUGAAGAAGAUUUACCAAGAAAAAUGGAGUACCUAGAGUUCGUUUGCCAUGCCCCCUCGGAGUAUUUCAAAUCGAGGAGUUGUCCGUUCCCUACUAUACCCAUCCGCCCGGAGAAGGGCUAUAUCUGGACACACGUUGGACCAACACCGGCGAUUGCCAUUAAGGAGUCCGUCAGCAGUAAUAACUAACCUAAUGAGACUGACUGAACUGGUUUCAUGGACUUAACUGACUCCGGGUAACGGAGGUUGUAUAUCGACGGCUACGCGGUUGUGUAGCGUUUCAUUUUUCCACCACAGCUGAUGGUACUGCACUAAAACAUUUCCUGAAUUUUUAUAUUUCAUAUGUUGUACAGUCUGUCUACAAAAUCUAGUUUUCUCAAGCAGAGUAAGGACUGAUUCUUCAACUUGCAAUGUAAAAAAGUGAGGUUUUUCAUGUUGGCUCUUUCAGGCACUUUUUUGUACAGAGGAAUAAAAUGUUACCUGUAAA